AUGAAGUCAAUUUUAUUGUUGAUUUCAACUUUCAGAAUCAUUUCUGCAAUUCAGAUGUAUGACUUUCUUAAAGAAGACGCUGAAAUUUAUAUUGAAGAUUGUGCAAAGAAAGGCGAAUUGUCUCGAUCUUGUGAUGAUUUCAAUCCAAAAGCAUUUCGUGAUCUUCCAAGUGAUAUGAUGUCGCUCUGCAAAGACGCUUAUCUUAUUAAAUGCAUUGAAAAAUCAGAUGAAAUUUAUUGCAAGGAAGGCGAAGCAGCAGCAAUUCAAGGAAAAGAUUGCAAGCAUUUGAAAUCGGACACUUCACAAAAAUGUUGCAACGCUUGCAAAUUGGGUUUAAAUUACAAGAAACUAAAAAUUGGCUGUGCAUUUGAUUCUCAAAUCAUCAGCAAUGUUUCAAAAGGAAUUGUUUUAAAAUGUUGUAACGUGAUAGAGAAGAAAAACUUUUAUGACGAUUACGAUGACGAAUAUAAUGAAAUUGACUCUUUCUUUAGUAACGAGGAAACUAAACCAUUCAAAAUUGAAUACAAAUCUUUUAUAAUGAAACCUGAAGCGUUGACAUUAACAACAUCAAAACCAAUCAGUUGCAAGGAGUACAAUCCAUGUGAUGAAAAUCAAAUUUGUGUUGAGAACUCAGACAAUUACAAAUGUGACUGUAAGCCAGGAUUUAGUGCUGAUAAGAAUGGAAAUUGUCAUGACAUUGAUGAAUGUAGUAAAGGUUUGCACAACUGUUCAAAACAACAUCGGCAAUGUGUUAACUUGGAAGGAUCGCACAAAUGUGGUGAUUGUGUCAGUGGUUACGAGAAACUCUACCUUGACUAUGACUUGUAUGGUGACAUUGAUUCCAUUUGUCAAGACAUCGAUGAAUGUGCAACUCCUGGCACCUGUUCUGACAAUCAAAAGUGUGAAAAUCUUCCUGGAUCACAUCGAUGCAUUGUGAAAUGUCAUCACGGUUUCAUAAUGAUCGAUAAUAAAUGUGUUGAUAUUGAUGAAUGUCAAGAUAAGAAGAAAUGUCAAUGGAAAUGUGAAAAUAAUGUUGGUUCAUAUCAAUGUCAUUGCCCGCUAGGAUAUUUGAGAAAUUCCAAUGGAAUUUGUAGUGACAUUGAUGAGUGUAAAUUAAAUCGAUGUCGUGACGAUGAAAUCUGCAUAAACAUUAAAGGAAAUUAUCGAUGUAAUAAAAUUAAAUGCCCUGUUAAUUAUCAACGUUUCAAGAAUACGACUGAUUGCAGAUUGAAGGUUUGCAAGCAUCUUAAGUGCCACAGAAAUUAUUCAUUCAUUUUUAAAGCUGUAACGCCGACACAAAGAAACAAACGAAUUUACCAAUUCUUUGAUCAUUUGUCAGAAACAAACAUGCCAGAUGAAUAUUUCAAGAUCAAGAAAACAAAACAUGGAAACGAUCUAAUCAUGAUGAAAGCUCCGCAAGAUGACAUCGAAUUUGAAUUAACUUUGCAAUCAAAGGCAUCGGUGGAUUUUAUGAAGUGA
Clunio marinus is the source of this 1479-nucleotide messenger RNA. Lineage: Eukaryota; Metazoa; Arthropoda; Insecta; Diptera; Chironomidae. The record is from the annotation of a GenBank genome assembly.